CUACAUUGGAAGGUUCUCAUAAGGAUAGCAAAACAAAUGUGUGUGUGUGUGUGUGUGUGUGUGUGUGUGUGUGUGUGUGAGUGUGUGUGUGUGCGUGUGUGCGCGCGCGCGCCUGCCAGCGCAGCCCAAACCCCAACCGUCUGUUGGAUGUCCAGAAGGUGUGUUAUGAUCCCGUUCGCAGAAAUUGCCAAAAGGGGGAGACGGCGGCUUAUCGAUUCAACUGAUAAAGAGCAGCAUUUAAGAGGACAGAUGUGCGAGGACAAAACAAACGAAAAAACACACACGACCGACGAGAACAAGCGAACAGUCGCGCUCAUCGUACACCAGUCCCCGCACCUUGGACCGCACAUUAACUGGAAUACCGAGACAUGCUGCUCGGCAUUUUCCUCUGCGCGUGCUGCAUCGGCGUCGCACUGGCCGAUUCCGGACCACACCUGGCCAAUGACUGGGGAGAAUCUGUCCGCCUGAGACACCUGUACGCGGCAAGACCCGGUCUGCACCUGCAGAUCAGCAAAGACGGGAAGAUCGGAGGAUCGCACGUGCAGAGCUCGCACAGUUUGGUGGAGAUCCGCACCGUCGACACAGGCUGUGUGGUUAUUAAAGGUGUCGCGAGCUCACAGUAUCUCUGCAUGGAAGCUAAUGGAAAGCUAUAUGGCUCGUACAUUUAUAUAAAGGACGACUGCUCUUUUCUUGAACAAGUUAUGGCAGACGGCUACAACAUCUACGUCUCAGGCAAACACGGGACCCUCGUGAGCUUGGCUGGUGGGAAGAACCGACGUCAAAAUGCUCUCUCACAGUUCCUGCCCUUGCUCAAUUCUCUGCCACAGGAGCCUACAGAGUACAACGAGAGAAAAGUGCAUUCUGCAGUUGACCCAGAACAGGAUCUUCACUUAGGUGUACAAGCAGACAGCAUGGAAUCCUUUGGGAGGAUCUCCCAGAUUGUCAUUCAAAGCCCAAGUUUCAACAAAAGAUGAGAAGAGUUAAAAGUUUUCAAAGAUGGGACUCAGUUCAAUCUCUUAUGCAGAGGCAAGAGGCUGAACGGAACCAGCCUGGUCUGAAAGCAGAGCCCAGACAGAACUUACAGACUUGGGGCAAGAGGAGGAUCAGGUUUCCCAAAGAUCAUUCUUAACCCCGGUUGCACGGGUGGAUUACGUAGAAUACGCUUCAAAGUAGUAGUUCACUUCUACUUCAGAUAGUAGAUCACUCCAAAUGGUAAAUGUUGAAGCUCAAAGUAAAGUGUGAGCAGCUUUAUUAGCUUUAUUUAUUCUAAAAGUGAUAUUCACUGCUAUGCCUAGUCUCUGUAUCGUAUAGUAAAGCCUUUUUUUUUUUUAAUUUUUUUUUUUUUUUACUGUGCACUUGUAUAUAAACUGUAAGACAGGAUUUUAUAUUUGUUGUAUUUAUCAUAGGCUGUACUUUAUGAACUACUUUUGUUAGACUCAAAUAUGUGUAAUUCUGAUCAAAUCUGGUGUCAUUAUGAAACAAAACGAUUCUUAUGAUUAAAGCUUGUGAUUCAAAAGAAAACUAAUCACACUAUUUGACAGAUAAAUAGUGAUGGAAAUGUUUAGGAUCACAAAUCUAAAAAAAAAAAAAAAAAAAGUACAAUACAUAUGUAUGAAUCAAUCAAUAAAAACAUGUUUUUAAGACAUAAAGAACUGUAUGAACCAUAAAUUGCACAUAAAAUGGCACAUAAAAGUAUGUAUGGAUUAAUAAUGAAAUCUAAUAUCUUCCAACAUAUUAUAGUACUUACUCAUUCACUGAAAAUGAAUGUAAUGACAUUCUUUUACUGCAUUAUGCAUUUAUGAAUAUUUUGAACUGUGUGCCGUGGUUUUGUUUUUAAAAGAAAGGGCUACAUAAUUUAACACAAUUAUACACCAUGACACUAUAGGACAGUCUAUAAUAAGUACUCAUUUGCAUACAGUAGUGACAUUUUGUGAUAAGAUCCUGAAGACGAAACUUUUUACAAUUAAAAUGUAUAUAAUAAAAGACUAUAAAAAGACUACUAAUAAAAAGACGAAUACUAUAAAACAAAAUACUAUAAAAAAUACUAUAAAAAGACUAAUACGACUUACUAUUAAAGUCAGAAAUAAUUGGUUAUGGAGUAACACCAUGCACAGUACAUCAUUUUGUAAUUAUGUAAUCAUGUAUUCCAGAUUAUAUCUUAUAUAAGGAGAUAUACAGUAUUUAGGUAUAAUGGGAAUAUAAGCUUUUUAUUUUUAUUUUUUAUUUCCACCUCCAUGCUUACUUAACAUUAAUAAAACAAAAUACCCCCAACACACACUCUGAAACUAUCUGAGCUAGUAAAAUAUCUUGUUUUAUAAACAAAUAUAAUGUACAAAGAAAUUUAAGAUUAUUAAGCCUAUUUCUAGAUAUCUUUGCUCAUAUCAAGCACAACAUUUUCUUAUUCUAUUGCUUACUUUAAGCGUUUGUUUCUAGAAAGAAGGUGAA
Molecule: messenger RNA, 2445 nt
Organism: Ictalurus furcatus (blue catfish)
Lineage: Eukaryota; Metazoa; Chordata; Actinopteri; Siluriformes; Ictaluridae
Gene: fgf19
Product: fibroblast growth factor 19
Exons: 3
Coding region: 369-974 (201 amino acids)
Biological process (GO): cell differentiation; regulation of cell migration; animal organ morphogenesis
Cellular component (GO): cytoplasm
Molecular function (GO): growth factor activity; fibroblast growth factor receptor binding
Source: RefSeq, a predicted model, not a curated record